This is a messenger RNA of Nicrophorus vespilloides, 799 nucleotides long. RefSeq names its product FUN14 domain-containing protein 1-like. NCBI's taxonomy places the organism in Eukaryota, Metazoa, Arthropoda, Insecta, Coleoptera, Silphidae. The coding region runs from base 141 to 659 and encodes 172 amino acids. Gene Ontology annotation, biological process: autophagy of mitochondrion. The transcript has 2 exons. Gene Ontology annotation, cellular component: mitochondrial outer membrane. The record is from RefSeq and is a predicted model, not a curated record.
AUGAACUGUCAUUACAGAGGCACUGCUGCUGCUGCUUUAAUCCUGCAUAUAAUGACAUUCUAAGUCAAUCCUUUGUAGAGGAUACCUAUAAAAAGUAAUAAUUUAAAAAUACUUCUAUUCGCCAGAUAAACAGUAAUCAAAUGCCAUUGUUUGUGCGUAAAACUGACAAAAAUCAUAAAAACCAAGCUGAGAUUGCAAAAAUGGAUCCAAAUGGCAAAUCAAUAAUUGAUAAAAUAAUGGAAGACAUCAGUGAUGGAUCGACCACAAAGCAAUUAGUGCUUGGCACUGCAUCCGGGUUAAUAACAGGCUUGAUAUCCAUGAAAGUUGGUAAAGCUGUGGCUAUGGCUGUUGGGGGUGGUAUCAUAUUGCUGCAAGUUGCAAAUGAAAAUGAUAUUGUUAAAAUAAACUGGAAUAAAGUAAACAAGAAGAUUGACAAAGUCGUUGAUAAUGUGGAGGAGAAAAUCUCUGGCCAAGGGCCUAGUCUCAUGGAUAAGAUGGAACGUUAUGUAGAUAGACAGAUGGAUAAAGUUGAAGAUAAAAUUAAGCAACAGCAAAAGAAAGCUAAGAGCUGGUACUCCAAAGAAUACAAAUACAAAGGAACUUUUGUAUUUGUCACAUCUUUCGUCGUUGGAGUCGCUAUUGGAAUUGCUGCAUCUUAACAACAUUACAAUUUUUACUCCUUCUGUUUUGUAGCAACAAAACUGGUAUUAUAUAGUAAAUUAUUAUUGCUAAGUAUAUUUCAGCUUCUUGUAAUAACUCAAUGAAUGUAAUUAUUUAAGGAACAAUAAACAAUGUAAAA